Tinamus guttatus (white-throated tinamou) is the source of this 2172-nucleotide messenger RNA. NCBI's taxonomy places the organism in Eukaryota, Metazoa, Chordata, Aves, Tinamiformes, Tinamidae. The record is from RefSeq and is a predicted model, not a curated record.
UUUAACAUGGAUAAGUGUAAGCACAUAGGGCGCCUGCGCCUGGCCCAAGAUCAUUCCAUCCUGAAUCCUCAGAAGUGGCACUGUGUGGACUGCAAUAGCACGGACUCCGUGUGGGCCUGCCUCAGCUGCUCGCAUGUGGCAUGCGGCAGGUACAUCGAAGAGCAUGCACUGAAGCACUUUCAGGAGAAGGGGCACCCGGUGGCGUUGGAAGUCAACGAGCUCUAUGUUUUCUGCUAUCUCUGUGAUGAAUAUGUUCUUAAUGAUAACGCAACUGGUGACCUCAAGCUGUUGCGCAGCACUUUAAGUGCAAUCAAGAGUCAAAACUAUGAGUGCACGACUCGCAGCGGGAGGACUUUGCGGUCCAUGGGUACAAGUGAUGACUCCUACCCUUCACAUGGCGGUGCCCAAGCCUUGCUCCGGCAAGAGGACCGCAUGUUCACAGCGCUCUGGCACAGGAGGCGGGCACUCAUGGGCAAAGUAUUCAGGUCGUGGCUCGGGUUGACACCUAGUGGAAAAAAGAUUUUGGAAGAAGAAAAGCGUUGGGAAGAAGCAGAGAGAAAAAGGGAAAAUGCUAGGAAGAGAAGGCAAGAGCGGAAACGUCACUUAAAAGCUGAGCUGGAAAAGAUGCCUCCAAGAAAGAGCUGUCGUUUACAAAAUCAAGGCAAAAUGUUCUCAAAAACAGUGCCUUGCAGGCCGGAAACAUCCCAGGAUGAGGAAUCGGUGGCAGAAUUGACAGAAAUGUAUACCUCAAAUGCAGUAAGAUUGAAAAAAAUAAGUGACUCUCCAAUUAAAAGACGGCCCACAGUGACUCCUGGUGUAACAGGACUAAGAAAUCUGGGAAAUACAUGCUAUAUGAAUUCUAUCCUGCAGGUAUUAAGUCACUUACAUAUUUUUCGUGAAUGCUUUUUAAAGCUCGAUCUCAGCCAAACUCAGGAACUGUUAGCAACAGCAGCCAAUGGUAAAACAAGAUCUUCAUCUAAACAGCCUUCACCUAGUGCCUCAGCAUUACAUGUGAAUGACAACCAUGAGAAGAUAGAGAGAUCAUCCUCGUCCAUGAGGCGACCCAGUUUAUCUUCUGGAUUAAGUGGAGGAGCAUCAAAAAGCAGAAAUAUGGAACUUAUUCAGCCCAGGGAGCCGAGUUCAAAACAUAUUUCGCUUUGUCACGAGCUACAUACCCUGUUCCAAGUUAUGUGGUCUGGCAAGUGGGCGCUGGUAUCUCCUUUUGCCAUGCUCCACUCUGUAUGGAGACUAAUCCCAGCCUUCAGGGGAUAUGCCCAGCAGGACGCUCAGGAAUUCCUCUGUGAACUUUUGGAUAAAGUGCAGCAGGAACUGGAGACCACAGGGACCAGAUACCCAGCUCUCAUCCCUGCAUCUCAAAGGAAACUUAUAAAACAGGUUUUGAAUGUGGUUAACACCAUUUUUCAUGGUCAGCUCUUAAGUCAGGUUACAUGCCUUGCCUGUGACAAUAAAUCAAAUACUAUAGAACCAUUCUGGGACCUGUCACUGGAGUUUCCUGAGAGAUAUCACUGCAAUGGCAAGGAGAUGGCAUCCCAACAUCCCUGUUUGCUGACAGAAAUGCUGUCCAAGUUUACAGAAACUGAAGCUUUGGAAGGGAAGAUAUAUGCGUGUGAUCAGUGCAACACAAAACGCAGGAAGUUUUCUUCUAAACCAGUUAUACUCACAGAAGCUCAGAAGCAGCUUAUGGUGUGUCGACUACCUCAGGUUCUCAGAUUACACCUUAAACGGUUUAGGUGGUCGGGGCGCAACCACCGCGAGAAGAUCGGCGUGCACGUGACGUUCGAGCAGAGGCUGAACAUGGAGCCCUUCUGCUGCCGCGAGUCGCCGCGCUCCCUCCUGCCCGGCUGCUUCAUCUACGACCUGUCGGCCGUCGUCAUGCACCACGGCAAGGGCUUCGGCUCGGGCCACUACACGGCCUACUGCUUCAACUCGGAAGGAGGAUUCUGGGUACACUGCAAUGAUUCCAAACUCAACAUGUGCACUAUUGAAGAAGUAUGCAAAGCUCAAGCCUACAUUUUGUUUUACAGCCAACGACUCACUCAGGAAAAUGAACAGGGUAAAAUGGCACGUCCUAGCACAGCUGAAAACCAGCAGCACGCAGAAGUAGCUGGCUCUUCCACAGACAGCUGUAGCAGCUAAUCCAAAGGCAAUUUA